Messenger RNA from Physcomitrium patens, 2173 nucleotides. RefSeq lists its product as uncharacterized. Gene Ontology annotation, molecular function: iron-sulfur cluster binding; RNA methyltransferase activity. Gene Ontology annotation, biological process: tRNA methylation; rRNA base methylation. Lineage: Eukaryota; Viridiplantae; Streptophyta; Bryopsida; Funariales; Funariaceae. The record is from RefSeq and is a predicted model, not a curated record.
AAGAAAGAAAGCAGAAAGAAGGUGUAGAUCAUGAAGACGAGGGAGCACUAGUAUGCGAAAACAUGAACUUGGGUGGCACUAGUAGUAUUAGUCGUGGUGAUGUGACUAGUAGUAGUGAUGUGAAGGGAGUAGUGCCCGUCGGUGGGGACAUCUGGUACCCGGGACGCCCUCAGCCCCGUGGAAAUGGGCAUUUUGUCCAGGAUGUUGACGAGCCCCGAGUGGCGAGGAGAGGAGAGGAGGGGCGCCGUGGAAUUCAGGUGUGGCGGUGCGGUGCAAUGCUCAUGCCCGGCAUCUCUUCCAACGCAAAACCCUCUCUUUGCAUCGGAUCCAACACCAGGACGGCAGAGCUUGUCAUCGCAACUGGAUGGAGCACCCAGCUACUUGGUCCCACUUUUUCUCGCGUUUUUUGUCGUACAUCAUUUGAGUAAGAGUUUCUUCUCCUUCUUCACGUUUUCACCUAGGAGGGCAACAAGUUGUGAUAUUUAAGAAAUCUCCACACGAGUAAAGGGUUCCAACAAGCGGCAUAGGUUUUGUUCAAGUGGAUUGGGCAUUGUGUCCCGCCACACCGAUUUUGGUGUUUAGGGUUUGGAGUAGAGAAUUGGAGAGGAGUCUGCGCAGCUAUGGAGCAAGCGUCGCGUAAGUACUCUGUCUUCGACGUGGAAGUUUUGAAGUGGGAGCUGGAGCGAAUUGGUGUCAAGGCGCUACAUGUCUUCACCAUUUGGACGCAUGUUUUAGCACAUCCAGAUACAGAAGCGCAUGAUGUGCCUGGACUGCCUUUUGCUGCUAUCGAUAUGAUAAAAGAGAAAUUCAAGACAUUGACGUCGCAAGUUAAAGAUCAGGAAACAUCUGCGGAUGGCACGACAACAAAGCUUUUGAUCCAGUUACAGGGUGGGCAGUCUGUGGAGGCAGUGAUAAUGAGACAUGAUGCUGGAGCAGGAAAAUACGCUGGUGGACCUCGUCAAGGUGGCUCUCGGGCCACUUUGUGUGUUUCAUCUCAGGUGGGGUGCCAAAUGGGUUGCACAUUUUGCGCCACAGGCACUAUGGGCCUGAAAGGUAAUCUGUCUGCUGGCGAGAUUGUAGAACAACUCGUUCAUGCUUCUCAAGUUACUCCCAUCCGUAAUAUUGUAUUCAUGGGCAUGGGAGAACCUUUGAACAACUAUAAAUCAGUUGUUGAAGGAAUACAAAUAAUGACUGGACGCUGCUUCGGUUUGUCACCAUCUCACAUUACCGUCUCUACUGUCGGAGUGAUUCCACGUAUUUUGUCAAUAGCCAAUGACUUACCAGGCGUAAAUUUAGCACUUUCACUCCAUGCACCAACGCAAGAACUGCGAUGCCAAAUUGUACCUACUGCGAAAGCUUAUCCUUUGCAUAAACUAAUGGCUGCUCUGAAUUCUUACCAAACGAUCAGUCGACGGCGUGUGUUAGUGGAGUAUGUAAUGCUUGCUGGUAUCAACGAUUCUGAUGAAGUGGCCCACCAACUCGGAACUCUUUUGAAGGAUCAUAAUGUGACCCUUAAUUUAAUUCCAUACAAUCCGGCUACAUCAUCCGACUAUAAGCCCACUUCGCAAGAAGAUCUAACACGUUUUCAGAAGAUCUUGAGAGGAGUACAUGGCGUAAGGACCACCAUUCGGCAAGAAAUGGGACAAGACAUUGCAGGCGCCUGUGGCCAGCUUGUGAUAUCGCAGUCAGUAAAACAAUCACCCAAACUAACCGAUAUAGAGGAUAUGUGUUCAUCAUGACACGGAGGUCAAAACGACUCUCGUUUGUGUCACGUGUUCCAUGUCGGGGAUCAUCCAGGUUGCAGCACCGGAUCAAAUGGCGGCGACCUAGUGUAGUCCUGUCUCCUUGUCCGAUUUCUCAACCUCAUUGGUUUUCUAUUGUUCAGUUUCUAGUAACAAGCAGUCACUGCGAAGAAAGAAUCUGGUUGGAAUUGCUGUGGUAAGGUUGAUCAGUUUGGAACAGGUUGUUUUUUUUUAAUCUCUCAACAAUCCAAAAUUUCAUAAUGGUCAAUCUCUAGCAGAAUGGUUAGUGAUUUGUCUUGCAUUGGUUGCAUGUCCAGGUCAAGCAUUAGAAACUGCCUCCUAUAUCUCGGCCUAUAUCUCGGCCUUGCCAUGAAUAAUGUGGAGUGCUUGUAAUCUUGUCAAGUCCAAUGAAGACAUUUUUAUUGGUGCUA